CGUUGCAUGAUUUUUUCUACAGCGCGCAGAGUGAAGGUUUAUGCGGUAAAGCUGGAGUUGCGCAGAAUAAUGUUGAUCUGUAGAUCCAUCAUGACUAGAUUACUCAACUAGUGUAGUACUCUGAUUAAAUAAAAUACAUUUUAAAAAUGACCAUCUCAUGUAGUAGGUGCAAGGUUAAGCGUGUGGUUGGUAAAACCGACUUUACCAUUGCUGACCUAUCCAAUUACAAAACGUGCAUCUCAUGCAGAAACAAAUUGAAAGAGUAUAGAAGAGUACAUGUAAAGAAGAGGAGAAGAGUUGAAAACGAGAAGAAAAACUCAAGCGAUGAUCGGAUUGAUGUCAGUAUAGUUCCAAGUGCAGUUGAGACAAAAAAAGCUCAAGGCAAGAAGAAAGCAAUUGAAUUUAAAGAGUUUCUAGAAAUCAUUUACAACGAUGUGAAGAGGCAAGAUUUGGUGAUAAACGAAACCGUCCUCGUUGACAAUUUCACACUUCCAAGAAAUAUGACGGGUUUAACUGGAAAUGUGUUUGUAAAAAAAAAAGAAGCAAGUGCGGACAUUUCAGAUUUGUCUGAAGAGGGAGAUGACAUCAAUGUUGAUAACGAGCUCAAUGCACACGAAGAAACAGUAAAUAGUUUGACAGAUGGAUCGACAUACUUACUUUCAGUGCAAAUCAACAAAGACGAGAUGCUAAAAAAUAGUUUGACUGAGUCAUUUGAAGUUCAUUAUAUUGAUCGUAUACGCCAUGUUCUACGACUUUGUGAAUGUGACUUCAAAUUUUACGUAUCAUCAUGGAAAAAUGGCAAGUAUUAUGCAUCCUUUCGCUGCUCUGAAGAUAAGAGUGCAUUCAAACGAUUUGGGGUAGAUACUGACCAGAUCAGUUUGGCUCAUGAAAAGAGGAGAGCAGAUUCUCCGACUAAUGAGCCUGGUGAGAGCGCUGAUAAGGAAACCAGUUUGUUGAAAAGCAAGUUGUUAGAAUGGGUGGAGCCUACAGAUGUCGAACCUGACGAUCUCAAUCUGAAAAUUGAAAAUGAGCCUGUCAAUUCACGAUUCCACUCCUCCUUUGGAUACUUUUGUGGCUCAAAAAUGAAUCUAAUUGUUGAUUAUUCAAAACUUGAAUUUCAAUUAAAAUUUGCUCAUAAGCAUCAUCGACUUGAGCUGAAAUAUAUGGAGGAUCAGCGACAGGAUUCUACUGGAAGGUUGGGAUUGGAAGUAGAAAAGGAAAGCACUUUGCGAAAAAACAUCAAGACAGAAAUUGUGCAGAGCAGCGAUCGUCCGAAUGAUGAUGAUAAAGAGGAGCACGAUGGAAAGGGAAGAGAAAACGCCCCGAACCAAUACAUAUUAGCUGAUAAGGACUCUAGACUUUCAGAUAAACUUGAUAAAUUACAUAAAACGCUUGAGGAGCUCUGAAAUUCAUUUUUUGUAUAUCUUUUUAUUUAUUUGUAUAUGUUUAUUAACUGUCUGUAGAAUAAAAAAGAAGGAUCAUAAAUUGUAAUUUGAUGUACAAAAAAAGUGGGGAUGGUGUAGGAAAGAAGUACUGAAUUGAGGGAAUCAAAGAACGAACUCUCUAAUAGCCUCAUUUGUUAUCGUCGGAGUUGUUUUUGCUGCUUUUA
This is a messenger RNA of Pichia membranifaciens NRRL Y-2026, 1609 nucleotides long. RefSeq lists its product as hypothetical. The transcript has a single exon. The coding region runs from base 147 to 1406 and encodes 419 amino acids. NCBI's taxonomy places the organism in Eukaryota, Fungi, Ascomycota, Pichiomycetes, Pichiales, Pichiaceae. The record is from RefSeq and is a predicted model, not a curated record.